Messenger RNA from Saitoella complicata NRRL Y-17804, 1533 nucleotides. RefSeq names its product mitochondrial F1-Atpase. The transcript has a single exon. Gene Ontology annotation, biological process: proton motive force-driven ATP synthesis; proton transmembrane transport. NCBI's taxonomy places the organism in Eukaryota, Fungi, Ascomycota, Saitoellomycetes, Saitoellales, Saitoellaceae. The annotation marks the transcript as partial. Gene Ontology annotation, molecular function: ADP binding; ATP binding; proton-transporting ATP synthase activity, rotational mechanism. The record is from RefSeq and is a predicted model, not a curated record.
GCCGAGGCCAAGGCCUCCCCCACUGAGGUUUCCUCCAUCCUCGAGGAGCGCAUCCGUGGUGCCGCUGCUGAGAUCAACCUCGCCGAGACCGGUCGUGUUCUCUCCGUCGGAGACGGUAUUGCCCGUGUCCACGGUUUGAACAACGUCCAGGCUGAGGAGUUGGUCGAGUUCGCCUCUGGUGUCAAGGGUAUGGCUCUUAACUUGGAAGCCGGCCAGGUCGGUUGUGUGUUGUUCGGUAACGACCGUCUCGUCAAGGAGGGUGAGACCGUUAAGCGUACCGGUGAGAUUGUCGACGUUCCCGUCGGGCCCGAGCUUUUGGGCCGUGUCGUCGAUGCCCUCGGUAACCCCAUCGACGGUAAGGGCCCCAUCAAGGCCUCCGAGCGUCGUCGUGCUCAGUUGAAGGCUCCCGGUAUCUUGCCCCGUCGUUCCGUCAACGAGCCCAUGCAGACUGGUUUGAAGUCCGUCGACGCCAUGGUUCCCGUCGGUCGUGGUCAGCGUGAGUUGAUUAUUGGUGAUCGUCAGACCGGUAAGACCGCUGUCGCUCUCGACACCAUCCUUAACCAGAAGCGCUGGAACGACUCCUCUGACGAGUCCAAGAAGCUCUACUGUGUCUACGUCGCUGUCGGUCAGAAGCGUUCCACCGUUGCUCAGCUCGUCCAGACCCUCGAGGAGAACGACGCCUUGAAGUACUCCAUCGUCGUCGCUGCUACUGCUUCCGAGGCUGCUCCCCUUCAGUACAUCGCUCCUUUCUCUGGAUGUGCUAUGGGUGAGUGGUUCCGUGACAACGGUCGCCACGCCUUGAUCAUCUACGAUGACUUGUCCAAGCAGGCCGUCGCUUACCGUCAGAUGUCCCUUUUGCUUCGUCGUCCCCCCGGUCGUGAGGCUUACCCCGGAGACGUUUUCUACCUCCACUCUCGUCUCCUCGAGCGUGCUGCUAAGAUGAACGAGAAGUUCGGUGGUGGUUCCUUGACUGCCCUCCCCAUCAUUGAGACCCAGGGUGGUGAUGUCUCCGCUUACAUUCCUACCAACGUCAUUUCCAUCACUGACGGUCAGAUCUUCUUGGAGGCUGAGUUGUUCUUCAAGGGUAUCCGUCCCGCCAUUAACGUCGGUCUUUCCGUCUCCCGUGUCGGUUCCGCCGCUCAGGUCAAGGCCAUGAAGCAGGUCGCUGGUUCCUUGAAGCUUUUCUUGGCUCAGUACCGUGAGGUCGCCGCUUUCGCCCAGUUCGGUUCCGACUUGGAUGCCUCCACCAAGCAGACCCUCAGCCGUGGUGAGCGUUUGACUGAGUUGUUGAAGCAGCCCCAGUACUCUCCUAUGUCUGUUGAGGACCAGGUUCCUCUCAUCUUCUGUGGUGUUAACGGUCUUUUGGACACCCUUCCCGUUAACCGCAUCACUGAGUUCGAGAAGAAGUUCUUGGCCCACAUCAAGGCCAACGCCUCUGACAUCCAGGAGAAGAUCAAGACCGAGGGACAGAUCUCCAAGGAGUUGGACGCCCGUAUCCGUGACGUCGCUAAGGAGUUCUUGGCCUCUUUCUAA